AAGUUACAAGAAGAGGAAUGAUGACCACAAGUCCACAAGUACAAGAAGCAAGCAACUCCCCACCAAAAAAACUAAAGAAAAACAAUCUUUAGAAGGCACUUGUCAUCAAUGCAAGGGAUGGCAGCUACAACUACGAUUGCCUAUUCCUCUUUCUCUUCAACCAUCUCUCGCUUCUUUAUCAGAAAUCAAACCACCAAGAACACUAUCACUAGUAAUAGCAAUACCAGUUGUAGCAACAAUAUCAUUCCCUUCAAAACUCGGGUUAAUCGAACACCAAAGAUAAUAAGUGAAUCCCAAUCAUCAUUCUUCUCAACUAAGCAAGAUUCAACCGCCUGUAAAUCCGCAAUUGCCUCAACAUUGGAUUCACUCUUUGUGGUAUGCACUUCAAUGGCUUUGUCGCUCUCACUGAUUGUCGCCGAUGUUGACCCGGCAUUGGCGUUUGUGGUCAGCACGCCACGGAAAUUGCAAACCGAUGAGCUCGCUACUGUUCGUCUUUUCCAAGAGAAUACACCUUCUGUUGUUUAUAUCACCAAUCUGGCUACUAAACAGGAUGCGUUUACGUUGGAUGUGUUAGAGGUUCCUCAGGGAUCUGGAUCAGGCUUUAUUUGGGAUACAGAAGGUCACAUAGUCACCAAUUAUCAUGUGAUUCGUGGUGCUUCUGAUCUCAGGGUCACUCUUGCUGACCAAUCUACUUACGAGGCCAAAGUUGUUGGGUAUGACCAAGACAAAGAUGUUGCUGUUUUGCGCAUUGAUGUACCUAAAGAUAAAUUGAGACCAGUACCAAUUGGUGUCUCUGCAGACUUGCUUGUUGGUCAGAAAGUCUUUGCUAUUGGGAACCCAUUUGGACUUGACCAUACGCUGACAACAGGUGUUAUAAGUGGGCUCAGAAGGGAAAUCAGCUCUGCUGCAACAGGGCGUCCAAUUCAGGAUGUUAUACAGACUGACGCUGCUAUAAAUCCUGGUAACAGUGGAGGUCCACUUCUUGAUAGUUCUGGCAAUCUCAUCGGGAUAAAUACUGCUAUAUACUCUCCUUCUGGUGCAUCUUCUGGUGUUGGUUUUUCAAUCCCUGUUGAUACUGUUGGUGGCAUCGUAGAUCAGCUUGUGAAAUAUGGGAAAGUUACAAGACCGAUCCUGGGGAUUAAAUUUGCCCCAGAUCAAUCAGUGGAGCAACUAGGAGUUAGUGGAGUGCUUGUGCUAGAUGCUCCACCAGAAGGUCCUGCUGGCAAAGCGGGCCUUCUAUCUACAAAACGUGAUGCCUAUGGACGACUUAUACUAGGGGAUAUAAUAACAUCAGUGAAUGGCAAGAAAGUUACUAAUGGUAGCGAUUUGUACAGAAUUCUUGACACCUGCAAAGUAGGGGAUAAGGUGACUGUGGAGGUUUUACGAGGUGAUCACCAAGAGAAAAUACCUGUUAUCCUCGAACCUAAACCCGAUGAGUCAUAGUUAAUCUUAGGAUUCCUUGUAUAAUGUAUGCUAUGUAAAUUUGGGAAAUGGCUAUUUGGUGGUAAUAACCAUGUAUAAUGUAUGUCAUAUAAAUUGGGAACUGGCCAUUGGUGGUAAUUGACUCUGAAUGAUGCUCAUUUGUAUAGAAUUAUUGUAUAAAUUCCUACUACUGAAGUUAGUAUAGGGUCUUGCAAUACAGGGCGGCAAUCAAGUUUGUGUUUGGGUCAAUC
Messenger RNA from Chenopodium quinoa (quinoa), 1673 nucleotides. RefSeq names its product protease Do-like 1, chloroplastic. Gene Ontology annotation, biological process: proteolysis. Gene Ontology annotation, molecular function: serine-type endopeptidase activity; protein binding. Bases 109 to 1443 code for a protein of 444 amino acids. NCBI's taxonomy places the organism in Eukaryota, Viridiplantae, Streptophyta, Magnoliopsida, Caryophyllales, Amaranthaceae. The transcript has 8 exons. The record is from RefSeq and is a predicted model, not a curated record.